Molecule: messenger RNA, 1167 nt
Organism: Prunus armeniaca (apricot)
Lineage: Eukaryota; Viridiplantae; Streptophyta; Magnoliopsida; Rosales; Rosaceae
Source: the annotation of a GenBank genome assembly
AUGCCGGUGUUGCAAUGGGCCUAUGGCCUUGAUAAACCAAGCUAUGUUGAUGUUUUAAGACUGUCAGAGUUGAGGUCACAGUCGAGGGAUGACAAAUUUAAUUGGGCUUCUGACUCGGGUUUUUGCAUUAUAGUGGGGUCGUUUUGGUAUUGUGACUUUAGUAUCUUUUGCUAUGGACCUUCCCUCCCAGCUCCGAUAGGAUCAGUAGCUUCGAAAAUAUCAGAACUUCGGAAAUCCUUCUAUGCAUGGGAGCUCCCUUCAGAUCUUUUAUUGUCAGGCCAUGAGUGCCAUUGCGAAAGCUGUCUUGUAAAAGAAGAGUUUUCAAAAGACGCUCUUCCUGAAUGGAUUGAUUGGCAGCAGAAGAAAGAAAUUGUUUUGGGCUUCGGCAUUGUAAACAAAGAUCUGUCUGCUCUGCUUUCUGAGCCAGAUGAAUUUGGUGGUUUUACAUUGAUAAGGCUUAUGUCCUCAGGGAAGCGUGAAUUACAGAGAUAUUGUGCAUCAUCAUCUCCUACUACAAGUGUUUUAAAUGACAUUAGCUUGCCCGCAAGCAUACACGAGGUUGUUUUGAAGAGAUUGUGGUCAGACUUGCCCAUUGAGCUUCUGCAACUGGCCUUUUCUAACAACUCUGAAAUCCUUGAAGUGCUUGUGGACAAAAAUAGGGUGGCUUUGGAAUUCUCUGUAGUACCAGACCUAUCUCAGUUGCCUCCUUUCAUUUUAAGGAAGUCUUCACGCCGCAGCAAUAAGUGGUCACAGAAACUGCAACCUGGUGAUGCCCUUGUGGGUCCAGUUCUUCCUCUUCCUGUAGAUUUUCAGCAGAGGCAGAAAUCAAUCACAGCUGUGAUGAGGUCAUAUCAGCCAGUUGCGGCUAAAGGAUCUCCAAUGGAUCAUACACGGGGCAAAUCUGUUUAUAAGGAUGACAGGUUUGACACCUUAAUUUCUAAAGUGUCUGAUAAGAAGCAUGUAUCCAACGACAAUCAGGAUAAUGUCGGACUAGAACUAUUUGAUGAUCUUUGCCCUGUAGAGUUGAGAUUUGAUGCUUGUUCCUUGAAGUUUGAACAGAAGGAAUGGGAGGCAUAUUGUAAAUUGAAGGGGGAAUUCUUAAAAUGGCAAAAGAGCUUUGACUUGUAUCAAGAAUUCUGCUCUCGUAUUGAAUCAAAAAGCUCAUAA